AUGCUGCUCCGUAAAUUUAUCCUCGUCAACCUUCUCUUUGUCGCUGCUGGCGCUCUCCACACGGUGAUUCGGGUUCCUGUCCGCCGCAAGGCCAACUACGACGCCGAUGGUACCAAGUCUCUCAUCUGGCUCUACAACAAGUACAAAAUCACGCCAACCCGCCCCGGUCCAUUCCAUCGUGACAGUAGUGGAGUGCUCAAGAAACGUCAGGCCGCUGGUGCCUCCGCGGAAGUCAAUGCAGAUGAUCAGCUGACCGACACAUUCUACACCUGCCCGAUCUUGAUUGGUACUCCUGCUCAGCAACUUGAAGUGACCUUCGACUCUGGCUCUGCCGACACUUGGGUUUGGUCCUCUCAGCUCUCGCCUCAGACCGUCGACCUUGCCAGUUCUCGCGGUUCGGCAUACUAUGAUCUUGCCAAGUCGACUUCCUACACGAACCUGACUGGCAGUACAUGGUCUGCACGCUACGGCGAUGGCUCAUCAGCGUCAGGCACAGUCGUCGCAGACGUCCUCAAGGUCGGCGACAUCACCAUUGAAAACCAGGCGAUUGAAGUAGCCAACACCCUGUCAUACUCCUUCAUCAUACAAACUGCCAAUGAGGGCAUCUUAGGGCUGGCAUUCAGCAGACUCAAUAAGGUCCAACCUGUUCCUCAGAGAACGCCCCUUGACAACAUGGUUGCACAAAAGGGUAUUCCCGGGAACCAAGCGCUGUUCACGUGCUAUCUAGGCUCCUACAAGGACGUCGGUGAUCCAGACCAGGGUAUGUCAUUCUUCACGUUCGGCCAGAUCGACCAAGACGUGGUGAAAGCCACGGGUAAGCAAAUCAGCUAUACUCCUGUCAACAACACCAAGGGGUUCUGGCAGAUUGACUCCGAGUUCAUCACGGUCAAUGGGAACAAGACUGUGUUGGCGGACAAUACCGCGAUUGUGGACACCGGGACCACCCUGGUAGUCCUUGAAGACAAGCUGGUCGCGGAGAUCUAUUCUACCAUUCCAGGGGCCAGAUACGACGCACAGGAAGGAGGCUGGGUUUUCCCGGCCAGCACGCCCGCCGACAAGAUGCCCACAGUUGUUUUGGCUGUUGGUCAAACAGAGAUCAUAAUUGAAAAGGAACACCUGGGUUUCACACCUGUUAAGAAGACAGGAAUGAUCUACGGCGGCAUUCAAGGUCGUGGCAAUUCGAAAUACAAUAUCUUCGGCGAUACCUUCUUGAAAUGUGUCUAUGCGGUGUUCGAUGCAGGCAACAUGCGGUUUGGCGUCGUUCAACGUAUUGAUAAAACCCAGAACAUUGCGGGUUAG
Cladophialophora yegresii CBS 114405 is the source of this 1299-nucleotide messenger RNA. RefSeq lists its product as uncharacterized. Lineage: Eukaryota; Fungi; Ascomycota; Eurotiomycetes; Chaetothyriales; Herpotrichiellaceae. Gene Ontology annotation, molecular function: aspartic-type endopeptidase activity. Gene Ontology annotation, biological process: proteolysis. The transcript has 6 exons. The coding region runs from base 1 to 1299 and encodes 432 amino acids. The record is from RefSeq and is a predicted model, not a curated record.